Messenger RNA from Drosophila rhopaloa, 1676 nucleotides. RefSeq lists its product as uncharacterized. NCBI's taxonomy places the organism in Eukaryota, Metazoa, Arthropoda, Insecta, Diptera, Drosophilidae. The transcript has 2 exons. The coding region runs from base 1 to 1422 and encodes 473 amino acids. Gene Ontology annotation, molecular function: transmembrane transporter activity. Gene Ontology annotation, cellular component: membrane. The record is from RefSeq and is a predicted model, not a curated record. Gene Ontology annotation, biological process: transmembrane transport.
AUGUCGGCCAAAAAGAGUGAGCCGCCGCCUCAGGAUUCGCUUGCCACGCCCCAAAAAGCCACCUUUUUCCGUUUGGGCCACAAAAACCACUCGCAAUGGACUGCCCUGGGAUCCGCAUCCUUCGUCCUGAUCUCGGGCGGAAUGAGUUUGGCCUGGGGAGCAGGAUUCGCAGUUCACUCCGCCCAUCGGGAUCAGCUCCUGCUCACCGUGCACAUGCAAAUCUCCUGGUAUGCCACCGCCAUCCUGGGAGCUCUCUUUGGUGCUUUUUUCACCCACCGACUGCCUCAGCAACCCAUUUAUAUCUUUGGUUCCUGCUUGGUGAUUGCCUCCGGAAUCCUAUUCUUGGCUUGGCCUGAGUGUCCUGGUUCCAUUAUAGCCGCCCGAUAUCUGGACGGAUUGGCCAAUGGACUGAUUUUUGUGCCCGCCAUGAGCACAGUGGGUGAGAUUGCGGUGAGUGAGAUGCGAGGUCUUCUGGCAUCCACGGUGGAGCAACUCAGCUCGAAUACCGGCAUCCUGAUGCAGCUGAUCUACACGGCCGUUUGGCAGGUGGACUGGGACGUGGUCAUUGUGGCGGACCAGGUGCACGGAGUGCUGUCAAUAGUCUACGGAGUGAUAGCCUUGGCCCUAGCCCUAACCCUUUGUGUGGAGUCACCAGUGCACCUGCUGAUGCGAUCCAAUGAACAAAGGGCGGUGGUUUCCCUGAGACACCUGCAACGACCCUAUAUGGUGACCAGUGAAACGCUCCUCAGAUUGGAUGAGCACAAACUGUAUGUGGCUGACAAUCGGGAGAUGUGUGUGUGGUUAAGUCUGCAGAAAGGAUUUCCAGCGCUUCUCAAACUGCUGGCCCUUCGAUUGUUGGGAGUCCUGUGCCUGAACUAUAUCCUCUGCUGUGCCCUCUAUGAAACUGCCAGCCAAUUGGUGAGUUGCUUUCAUGCCUGGACCUAUGUGAUUUUCGGGGUAUUGCGGUGGUGCGGCUGCUUUUUUGUGGUGGUCCUCAUGGACACCACUGGUCGCAAGAAACCCACUCUCUUUGGGACCUUUUCCACGGGAGCCUUUGCCAUCGCAUUUGCCAAUCUAUUUGGAAGAACUCCUCACAUGAUCACCGCUCUGGUGAUGCUCUUCAGUCUGCAAUUCUUCGCGGGAUUGGGACAAUGUGCCUCGGCGGUUUACCUCACAGAAGCAUUUCCCCUGGGAAUUAAACCACAUUUGGUGGCAGCGGUUUACAUAAUGGAACUCAUCACUCGACUGCUCCUCUGCAGCUUUGCACCUUCGAUCGCUGGGAUUACGGCGUACUUUCAUGUCCUGGGCUCACUUUCCAUGGUUUUCUUUCUUCUGGGAAUCUUCUGUCUGUCGGAAACGAGGCUAAUAACUUUGGCAGAGGCGCAGCUCAAAUUUACCAAAUGGUUCAACAAAGAUUUUUAAGUAUAUGGGUGCGGGGGUAAUAAUUAUUUAUGUGAAUCAGCACGAUGAUAACGUAGUUUAUUGAGCCAAUACGUUGUUAUUCCGAUCCGGUGAUAAAUUCAUAAUAAUUAAGGGGCUAUCCCCUUUUUAACCAUAGACCAAAUCUUAUCGAAAACAAAACGUAGUAAAAGCAAAAACAUUUCUUAGGUCGAUGCUUGAAAUACCGUGGAAAUAAUUAUACUUUGUUGAAAAUUUAGAAAUAUAUUUAAAUUUUA